AUGCUCACAGCAGCAUCGUCCCCUGUCUCAUCUGGUGCUGUGCUGGGGAGGAGGGCUGUCAGGUGCGUUGGGGAUCGGAGAGACGAGAAACUCAGCAACACCGAAGCAUGUGGAAACUCUUCCAAAGGAUGUCACUCAGGUCGAUUGCGGCGAUUCUUGGAGCGCAUGUAUUGCUGGGGACUAUUGGGGCUUGGGGAGACUCUUGACGUUCUUUAUCCUCAAAAAGUGAAUCUUGAAGGUGUGACUUGUGUAUCCGCUGGGCAUCGUCAUGCUGCUGCGAUCGUGGGAGGAGGAGACGUUUUUGUGUGGGGAAGAGGGUUCUCCGGCCAGCUGGGGCUGGGAACCAACAAGAGUCACUUCACUCCGCAGCCUCUCUCUUUCCCCAUGCCAGUGAAAGCAUUAUCCUGCGGGGGCUCUCACUCUCUCUUCAUCACCGAGGACGGGCGCCUGUACGCGACAGGAAGGGGCAAGGAGGGUCAGCUGGGAACGGGCAGCCAAGAGAGCGUGCUCUCACCGGUUGAAGUUCAGAUGCCUGAGGGGUCGGGGCGGGUGAAGGCGGCAGAAUGCGGGAAGGACUUCUCGGUGAUCGCGACGGAGAGCGGGCAGGUUUUCACAUUCGGCUCGGACGACUACGGACAGCUGGGAUUGGGGCAGUUCGCACGGUACGCCAUGACGCCGAAGGAGGUUGCGGUGCUGGCAGGAAAGAACGUGAGGAGCAUAGCAGCCGGAGACUAUCACGCCGCUGCCGUCACGUCUGACGGCAAACUGUACACGUGGGGUUACGGAAGAUCCGGCCAGCUCGGCAACGGCAACACAGUGGACGUCUCUCUCCCUGUCCUUGUGCGGGAGCUGCAGAACCUUCGGGUGCAGUCGGUAGCUUGUGGAUGCGACCAUACCGUCGCGGUAAUUGACAGGGGAUUGAAGGAGCAACUGAUGCUCAUCUCCUCUCAGGUUCUCGAGUCAGGAGAAGUGUUUGUGAUGGGAAGAGGACGUGAGGGGCAGCUGGGACGGGGAGACAUUGUCGAGAGCCCAGCUGUGUACAGAAGCGUUCCUCUUCAGGUCCAGCAGGUUGCAUGCGGCACCAGUCACACGCUUGCUCGAGGAGUCCGAACAUGA
Messenger RNA from Guillardia theta CCMP2712, 1116 nucleotides. RefSeq lists its product as hypothetical. The transcript has 11 exons. Bases 1 to 1116 code for a protein of 371 amino acids. The record is from RefSeq and is a predicted model, not a curated record. NCBI's taxonomy places the organism in Eukaryota, Cryptophyceae, Pyrenomonadales, Geminigeraceae.